Cyphomyrmex costatus is the source of this 2493-nucleotide messenger RNA. RefSeq lists its product as uncharacterized. Gene Ontology annotation, biological process: sensory perception of smell; detection of chemical stimulus involved in sensory perception of smell. The transcript is spliced from 13 exons. The record is from RefSeq and is a predicted model, not a curated record. Gene Ontology annotation, cellular component: plasma membrane. Lineage: Eukaryota; Metazoa; Arthropoda; Insecta; Hymenoptera; Formicidae. Gene Ontology annotation, molecular function: olfactory receptor activity; odorant binding. The coding region runs from base 1 to 2493 and encodes 830 amino acids.
AUGAUGUUAAUCACAGACGACUGGAAUGACUGCGCUGAGAAUGAUAUUGACAUGCGCGUGAUGACAGACAAGGCAAAGAUAUCAGAUCGUAUCACUAAUAUGAUUUUCAUCCUUCACACGGUGACUAAUACUGCAUAUGCCCUCGGAACUGUUAUCGCUGAUGUCGAUAUUACAGACAAAAUCGAGCUGCCGCUUAUCAACAAAUUAGAGCUUCCCUUCAGUGUUAAUACGCAACGAACGUAUAGAUUAGUGUUAAUCAUAGAAUUUAUACACAUGAUUUUUACAAAUUGGGUGUCUGGAGUUAUAAACAUCAUAUUUUUGGCUAUGGUUAUACAUACAGGUGGUCAAAUGGAUGUUCUGCAACGUUUCUUGGCAGAAUUUACUCCCAAUGAAAUUGAAAAUAAGAAAAAAUCUGUCGUUAUCACAGCUAUUGGUAGUGCUGAUUUUGUGGAGCAAAUGACGAAAUGUGUUUUAUUUUUCAUAAUAACAAACAUGGAGGCAUUCAUAUUUUGUUACGGCGGAGAAUAUUUAAAUAGUAAGAGCAAAGAGAUCGGAUUUGCAACGUACAAUUGUGCAUGGUACAAUUUGAAAUCUAAGCACAGUCGCAUUUUGUUACUCGUAAUAUUACGGUCACAGGAACAAUUAACGUUAACAGCUGGCAAGAUAAUGGAUCUCACAUUACAAUCUUUUACAAGUCUUGAUCGAAUAAUCGUCCACAGAAAAUUCAUGGAGACUAUGAUGUUAAUCACGGACGACUGGAAUGAUUGCGCUGAGAAUGAUAUUGGCCUGCGCGUGAUGACAGACAAGGCAAAGAUAUCAGAUCGUAUCGCUAAUAUGAUUUUCAUCCUUCGAACGGCGACGAUUACUGCAUAUUGCCUCAGAAAUGUUAUCACUGAUGUCGAUAUUACAGAUAAAAUCGAGCUGCCGCUUAGCACCAAAAUAGAGCUUCCUUUCAGUAUUAGUACGCAACGAAUGUAUAGAUUAGUGUUAAUCACAGAAUUUAUACACGCGAUUUUUGCAAGUUGGGUACAAUGUGUUAUAAAUAUCAUAUUUUUGGCUAUGAUUUUACAUGUAGGUGGUCAAAUGGACAUUCUGCAACAUUGGUUGGCAGAAUUUAUUUCCAAAAAACAUGAAAUUAAGCAAAAAUCUGUCGUUAUCACAACUAGCAAGAUUAUUUUAAAACAUCAAAAAAUUAUUCAAUUUUCAGAAAAUAUCGAAAGCAUAUUCACGUACAUAGCGUUAUUCAUAUUUGCAUCAAACACAUUACUGAUGUGCUGUCUAGGUUUUCUUAUUAUAACCGCUAUAAGUACUGCUGAUAUCGGGGUGCAAAUGACGAAAUGUUUUUUAUUUUUCACAUUAGUAAACCUGGAGGCAUUCAUAUUUUGUUACGCUGGAGAAUAUUUGAAUAGUAAGAGCAAAGAUAUCGGAUUUGCAACGUACAAUUGUGCAUGGUACAAUUUGAAAUCUAAACACAGUCGCAUUUUGUUACUGGUAAUAUUACGAUCACAGGAACAAUUAAAGCUAACAGCUGGCAAGAUAAUGGAUCUCAAAUUAGAAACUUUCACAAGUCAUGAUCGAAUAAUCGUCCGCAGAAAAUUCGUGGAGACUAUGAUGUUAAUCACGGACGACUGGAAUGAUUGCGCUGAGAAUGAUAUCGACAUGCGCGUGAUGACAGACAAGGCAAAGAUAUCAGAUCGUAUCACUAAUAUGAGUUUCAUCCUUCACACGGCGACUAUUGCUGCAUAUUCCUUCGGAACUCUUAUCGCUGAUAUCGAUAUUACAGAUAAAAUCGAGUUGCCGCAUAUCAACAAAUUAGAGCUUCCCUUCAGUGUUAAUACGCAACGAAUGUAUAGAUUAGUGUUAAUCACAGAAUUGAUAUUCAUGAUUUUUGCAAAUUGUGUGUCUGGUGUCAUAAAUAUUAUAUUUUUUGCUAUGAUUAUACAUGUAGGUGGUCAAAUGGAUGUUCUUCAACGUUUGUUGGCAGAAUUUAUUCCCAAAGGAAUUGAAAAUAAGCAAAAAUCAGUCGUUAUAUCACCAAACAAGAUUAUUUUAAAACAUCAAAAAAUUAUUCAAUUUUCAGAAUGUAUCGAGAGCUUGUAUACCUACAUUGCAUUAUUGAUAUUCGCGUCAAACACAAUACUGAUGUGCUCUCUAGGUUUUCUUAUUGUAACAGCUAUUGGUACUGCAGAUAUCGUGGAACAAUUGUCGAAAUGUGUGUUAUUUUUCACAUUAACAAACCUGGAGGCAUUCAUAUUUUGUUACGGCGGAGAAUAUUUAAAUAGUAAGAGCAAUGAGAUCGGAUUUGCAACGUACAAUUGUGCAUGGUACAAUUUGAAAUCUAAACACAGUCGCAUUUUGUUACUAGUAAUAUUACGAUCACAGAAAUGUUUAACUCUAACAGCUGGCAAGAUAAUGGAUCUCACAUUAGAAUCUUUUACAAGUAUUAUGAAUGCUUCGGGAUCAUACUUAUCGGUAUUAUUAGCAAUGCAAUAA